CCUCCGCCCCUUUAGGGCGAGGAUUGGGCCUUGCUCGCUCGGGCCGCUGCUCCUGCGCUGCGCCUCUGCUCUCCUGAGGACGCGGCGGAGACACGUGUCUGGGGCUGCUCGUGUGGAUGCUCGCAUGGCUUUCCCUUGCAAAGCAAAGUUCCUCUGGUAGCAGGGCAGCCUAUGCUGCUACAGAGUGAUGCACAAUGCCCAUAGUGGACAAACUGAAGGAAGCCCUAAAACCUGGGCGGAAGGACUCUGCUGAUGAUGUUGAGCUGGGCAAGUUGUUGGCAGCUUCUGCCAAGAAGAUUUUGUUGCAAAGGAUUGAAUUUGAACCAGCCUCAAAAAGCUUCUCCUACCAGCUGGAGAGCCUGAAAAGCAAGUAUGUUCUAUUGAACCCAAAGACGGAAAAUCCUAGUCGGCACAAGGGCACUGAAGAAGGACCCAACAGAAAGCAAGGCAUUGAGCAUGUUCUAGGAGGUGAUGGAGUGCCAGCCCCGCAGAAGGUCCUCUUCCCUUUGGAGCGUCUCUCUCUGAAAUGGGAGAGGGUGUACCGUGUCGGAGCUGGGCUCCACAACCUGGGCAACACUUGCUUCCUCAACUCCACCUUGCAGUGUCUGACAUACACUCCGCCUCUAGCCAAUUACCUGCUUUCCAAGGAGCACAGCCGCAACUGCCACCAGGGAGGCUUUUGCAUGAUGUGCGUUAUGCAGAAUCACAUGAUACAAGCAUUCGCCAACAGCGGAAAUGCCAUCAAACCAGUGUCCUUCAUCAGAGAUCUUAAAAAGAUUGCUCGGCACUUCCGUUUUGGCAGUCAGGAGGAUGCUCAUGAGUUCUUGCGUACACCAUUGAUGCCAUGCAGAAAGCCUGUCUCAACGGCUUACCAAACUGGAUCGUCAGACUCAGGCUACCACAUUGGUACAUCAGAUCUUUGGUGGUUACCUCCGAUCUCGUGGUGCAAGAAGAAGUGCCGCCAGCAAGCGCUUUCCAUCCAUCGAGCAUCCAAUGUACUCACGAUCUCUCUCAAGCGCUUUGCCAACUUCAGUGGAGGCAAGAUCACCAAGGUGUGA
Sceloporus undulatus (fence lizard) is the source of this 1058-nucleotide messenger RNA. Its product is annotated as ubiquitin carboxyl-terminal hydrolase 36-like. The transcript is spliced from 7 exons. Bases 195 to 1058 code for a protein of 287 amino acids. Gene Ontology annotation, biological process: regulation of apoptotic process; protein deubiquitination. Gene Ontology annotation, cellular component: nucleus; cytosol. The record is from RefSeq and is a predicted model, not a curated record. NCBI's taxonomy places the organism in Eukaryota, Metazoa, Chordata, Lepidosauria, Squamata, Phrynosomatidae. Gene Ontology annotation, molecular function: cysteine-type deubiquitinase activity; cysteine-type endopeptidase activity.